Messenger RNA from Varanus komodoensis (Komodo dragon), 5977 nucleotides. RefSeq names its product transient receptor potential cation channel subfamily V member 3 (gene TRPV3). Gene Ontology annotation, molecular function: calcium channel activity; protein binding. Gene Ontology annotation, biological process: calcium ion import across plasma membrane. Gene Ontology annotation, cellular component: membrane. The record is from RefSeq and is a predicted model, not a curated record. Bases 1544 to 4105 code for a protein of 853 amino acids. The transcript has 19 exons. Lineage: Eukaryota; Metazoa; Chordata; Lepidosauria; Squamata; Varanidae.
GGAGGAGGAGAUGUAAGCUGCCUUGAGCCCUUUGCAGGAAAAAGGCAGGAUAUAAAUUGGUUGGCUGGAAAGCUGUACAGGCCAAACCCCAGCAUCAGCAUCAUAUUAUAUAAACAUUGUGAUGUGAGUGUGAUGUUUUGCAAAAGGAUGAAAAUUAGACAUCUCAAGAACUGAGAUGGGCUUAAAAGAGGAAGAAUGACAAGGAGCUUGGAAUUAGUUGUGACUUGCUUUAUAGGGUUCUGCCAAAAUCAAAUGAGCUUGUUCUGUUUCAAAUGUAUUUAUUAUUUAUAUUUAUUUAAAUCUUUUAUAGACCGUCCCAUUAUCGAAGUCUUGGGACAGUUUGACAAUAAAAUGUAAGAAAAGAAAAAAUUAAAUAAAACACAGCAUCCUAAAAUUCAGCAAUAAUAAAACCCCCACUUACUUCACUGUGAUCAAAUAUGGACUUCCUUUUUUUAAGGAAGAAUGUCAGCUGGCAAAUUCAGUUGCCAGAAAGAAAGCACGGGUGGGAAAAGUUUGUAUUCUUUGAUCUUAAUGAGUCACCCACAUACGUGAGACACAAUGGCUUAGCAAGAUGUUUUUAACAAAACCGUGCCCAGGUCAACGGGUUUUCUCUCCAUCUGAUGACUUCCAGUUGUUUUGGACUAUUGAUCCCAUCUUUCCUGAUGGGAGUUCAUGGCCAGCACAUCUGGAGGCGAGUCAAAUUGGGAAAGCGUGUUUAAACUUUUUUGAUAGGACAUGUUGUUGUUUUUUGUAAGCUGCCCAGAGACUCUGGUAUUGGACGGCAUAUAAAAACUUUAAAUAAAUAAACUCCUUGGGGUGCUGGAGAAAUCCACAGCAGAUUCAAAUAAACUCAAAUUUGCCAAGAAUCCGACCUACAGAUUCCACAGUGAGCCCGGUUUUUCUGACUUGGUUAGAUUUUGUACGUGUGCGGACUAUUUUCCUCGGGAAAAGGAGAUUUGUCUGAAUUUGUGCUUGUGCUAACGCCCCUUAGCGCGAGCGUUCAGUUCUGCUGAUGAGCCGUGGGGUUGAUUCGCUCACCUGCAAGCGGAGCAUUUCGGCACAUCCCUGAAAAUGUCUGGUCCUGCCCCUCAGGUUUGCAAAAAGAGGGUUCCAGGUGGACGAAGGGUGAUGCAGAUGGGCUGGCGAUCUAGCAAAGUGUCCGUCUCUUUGUAAUGCUUUGCCCUGCAGUGAGAUCUGGCAAGACAGGCGGCACUGUCCUUCUGAGGAUUUGAGGGAUACAGGUGUGAACUGUGCUUGCCAAGAGAGCCUGCCUCCAAAAAUCUAAGCCAGCUUGCAGCCCCCCCGGCUUGAUAGCACCUUCCUCACCUUGUGGGGUGGUAGGUCUGAGGCCAGUGGGACCGAAGGGUCUGGUGCCGUUUAUCUGUCCUGCGGCGGUCUAGUCUUAAAACACCUCCCCUGCCUCUUUUCCCUUCUUUCGGAGUAUGGUGGAAAAUGAAAACAUCGGUAUCUCCCCCUUGCUCCAUGGCUAAAACAGAAAUGACGAAUUUACAUAUUGCAUUUAGCUUUGAAAUCAAGUUGCAGCAUGAUUUUCAGAGGAGGAUGUGUCACACUCCAGGUAGCAAGCCAGUCCAGAUUGCACACCCACUGGCUUUCCCGGUGCCCUUCAAGGAAAGAGAGGACCAUGGAGAAUGAUCAAGGACCCCAAGGAAAUGGCUCCGCUUAUGGGCAGCAAGAGGACGCACCCGCUCGGCACACCGCCGACGGCUCACCAAGACAAAAGACCGGCCGACCAGCCGAGCACCAAGAAAAGCGGAAUCACCAUGGCGCAUUCCGAUCCGGCUCGGCACACGGUGAAGAACCCGGGCACCCACCCGCCAGGGCAGAUCAGCCCUCGGAAGCUGGCCAGCCAGGUGGCUUCAUGAUCGAUGCCUUCGACAGCCCCGUCACGCCCAGCCGGACGUCGCCGCCCGUCUUCUCCAAGCCCAUGGACUCCAACAUCCGCCCAUGCGCGUCUGCAAAUUGCGAAGACAUGGAUUCGCCGCAGUCUCUGCAGGAUAUGACCGAAUAUACGCCCAACACAGACAGCUGCUGCACCACCUCCUUCCCGAGCGCUCGGCAGAACAAGUAUCAGAAAAAGCUGAAGAAGUACCUGUUUCGGGCAGUGUCAGAAGGCAAUGUAGAAGAACUGCAGAGCCUCCUUGCUGAACUGAAGGAGCGGUCCCUCACCUGCAAGAACCUGACGGUCCAAGACUAUCUGAUGAAGAAAAUGACCUCUUCAGACACAGGCAAGACCUGCCUGAUGAAAGCCUUGUUGAACAUCAAUGAGAACACGAAAGAGAUCGUGCGGAUGUUGCUGGCAUUUGCUGAAGAGAACCUGAUUUUAGAGAGCUUGAUUAACGCGGCUUACACGGAAGAAGCCUACAGAGGGCAGACGGCGUUAAAUAUCGCGAUUGAGAGGCGGCAAUUUGACAUCACCCAGACGCUCAUCGAGAAAGGGGCAGAUGUGAAUGCUCACGCACGGGGGGUCUUCUUCAACCCCAAACACAAGCAUGAAGGGUUUUAUUUUGGCGAAACCCCGCUGGCAUUAGCUGCCUGCACCAACCAGCCGGACAUCGUCCAGCUUCUGAUGGAAAACAGCAAGACGGACAUCAUGUCGCAGGACUCGCGGGGGAACAACAUCCUGCACGCGCUGGUGACCGUCUCGGAGGACUUCCGGACGCAGAACGACUUUGUGACGCGGAUGUACGAUGCCGUCCUCCUCAGGAGCAAGAGCCGAGAACUGGAAGCCACGAAGAACAAGGAUGGCCUGACGCCGCUGCAGCUGGCUGCGAAGACCGGGAAGCUGGAGAUCCUGAAGUACAUCCUCGGCAGGGAGAUCAAGGAGAAGCCCGUCCGGAGCCUUUCCCGCAAGUUCACCGACUGGGCCUAUGGCCCUGUGCAGUCGUCCCUUUACGACCUGACGGAGCUGGACACAACCUGGGACAACUCGUUGCUGGACAUCAUCGUCUAUAACACGAACAUCGGGAACCGCCACGAAAUGUUGGCCCUCGAGCCGCUGCAUUCGCUGCUGCGGAUGAAAUGGAAACGCUUCGCCCGACACAUGUUUUUCCUCUCCUGCUGCUUCUACUUCAUCUACAAUGUGAUGCUGACCUUGAUCUCCUACUACCGGCCCCACACAGAAACGCCCCCUCCAUACCCUUUAGUGCUGACCAGCAACCUGGGCUGGCUGCAGCUGGCCAGCCAAGUGACGGUGAUGCUCGGAGCCAUAUUUAUCGCCAUCAAAGAGAGUGUGGCCAUUGUCCUGCUGAGGCCGUCCGACCUCCAAUCAAUCCUCUCAGACGCCUGGUUUCACUUCGCAUUCUUCAUACAGGCCGUGCUGGUCAUAUUCUCGGUGUGCUUGUACCUGUUCUCCUACAAGGAGCACCUGGUCUGCCUCGUCCUGGCCAUGUCCCUGGGCUGGGCCAACAUGCUGUACUUCACCCGGGGGCUGCAGUCGAUGGGCAUCUACAGCGUCAUGGUUCAGCAGGUCAUCUUGAACGACGUGAUAAAGUUCAUUGCGGUUUACAUGGUGUUUCUGCUCGGAUUUGGUGUAGCCCUCGCAGCCUUGAUCGAAACUUGCCCCGAGGACAGCAAGUGCAGCAGCUACAGCACUCUGGGCAGUGUUUUGAUCGAGCUCUUCAAGCUCACGCUUGGGCUGGGCGACCUGGAGAUCCACGAGAACGCGACGUACCCGAUCCUCUUUCUCCUGCUCCUCAUCUCCUACGUCGUCCUGACCUUCGUCCUCCUCCUCAACAUGCUGAUCGCCUUGAUGGGCGAGACGGUGGAGGACAUAUCCAAGGAGAGCGAGCACAUCUGGAGGCUGCAGAGAGCAAGGACGAUCGUGGAGACAGAGAAACUUCUGCCAAAAUUCCUGCGGAGGAAAUUCCAACUUGGAGAAUGGUGCAAAGUGGCCGAAGGAGACACCCGGUUAUGCUUAAGGAUUAACGAAGUCAAAUGGACAGAAUGGAAAACACACGUAGCGUUCAUCAGUGAAGACCCAGGCCCCACAGAUUACAGCAGAAUGCAAGAAACGUCGAGGAGUAACAGCAAAAUCACACUGAAUACGAACGAGGAAAUAUACGACUUGCCCGAAACCUCUGUUUAGCCGCUCACCUGAUGAGGAGAGAAUGUGGAAGACGGCGCAAUGGCAGGAAUUCUGAGUAGCUUGGUGUUGCUGCCACCUUUCGCCGAAUUGGCCGUCCUGAGCGUGACUGGAGCGGCGUUCGGACCAAGGGCAGGAUGCCCGGCGGUUGCCUGAAUGGCGAGCAGGUGAGGGGAGCCAGUGUAGGAUGGGGGAGUAUGGGCUGUGGCGUGGAAAGGAACGUGCGACCGUUGCGGCGGGCGGAAGAAGGGGCCUCAAGGACAGACUGAGGCUCCGAGGGCACAUCUGCACGAGCGCCAGCGGUGAAGGGGGUGCUGGGCUUUGGCCACGGGUGCCCCGAGAGUGAAGAUGGGAAACCUGCGGCCGGGAGCCGCUCGGCCUCGCCUCCGCCCCGUUCUCCCCCACCCUGUGGCCACCUGGCCUCCGUCCCUGCCAGGAAGCGCCUCGGCUUUCGAAGAGUGCCAAACAAGGCUAAACAAAGGUUAAAGGUUGUGCCGAACACGUUUCGGGUUUGCCAGCGUGACACGGCGUCCGUCUCACUCCUUUUGGAAGAUUGGUUGAUUUGUCUGCUAUUCCCCGAGUCCCGGGGGCCUUCGAGACUUGUAUUCGUGGACCUGCAUCGCACUCACUGAAUGGGUGCGAACUAGAGCACAAGGAUGAAACCUUGUCCAGUCCUUUCCGAUUUCACAUUUCAGAAGCGGAACCACAGUGUGAAGCCUUCAGUGCUGGGCUGCUGCCGCCUUCCCAGACCUCUCCUUGUUUACUUGGACACCUGCAGCAGGCCGGCUUAUUUAUUUAUUUAUUAGAUUUACAGCCCGCCUUUUUUCUUACAAAGAAGCCAGAGCGGCUUACAUCAGGCUCCUCCUCCUCCUCCCAAUCUUAGCUCCACGACAAAGACCCUGGGAGGCAGGCUGGGCUGAGAGUCUGUGACUGGCCCAGUCACCCACUCGGCUCCGUGGCUGAGCAGGGACUCGAACUCGGAUCAGCCAAGUCCCAGUCCCGUGUUCUUAUCCAUGACACCACGCCGGUUCUCAGAUGACAGGGUGGCAGAGGAAAGGGGUGGGAAAAGGACAGCCACGCCAUUACAGAAGAUUUGAAAGGCACAGACCUUUUCUUCUGAAGGGGAAAUGUGCAUUUAUAAUAGCCUGGUUUGCAUAUAACACUAAGCUGUGAUAUCGUUUGCUGAGGAUGGCUUGUCAUUUUGUCUAAGCGCAGACGUGCAAACAAACCAUUGUUUCUUAGCCAGGUAUAAACCACAAGUAGAACUUUGAUCAGUUGUUGGACUAACAAGUUUGGCUUCCGGAAAUCAAAAUUGCUCUAAAGUCUUCCAAAAUGAGCAGAAGAAAAAACAAGCCAGUAAUAGGGGAAACAAGCAAUGGGUUGUUUACUUAUCUGCAAGACAAUUCUUGGCUAAAACUAUAAACCACAGUUAACAGAAACCAUGUUUUAGUGUUAUGUGCAAACAGAGCCAUUGUACACACAGUAUUUAUUUAGAUAUUCCUGCAGAAUGUGUAUUCUGUAUAGCCUUGGAUCCUGAGAGAAUGUCUGUUUCUUUUUGUUGAUGUUUUGAAAUGGUACCAAGAGAUGCCUUCAAAUAUUAUUUUAUACAUCCAAACCUCCCUGCAAAAUUCUGUAAUGGGCCAGGUUUCUGGAAGUCUUUUAUAUCAGUUUAUUUCUUUGUAGAUAGAUACUCUCUCUGCUUUCUGGUCGGCACUCUGGGGUGGGGCCUAAUAAUAGCCGUGCAGGAGAAGUUUUCCAAAAGAAAGAAAAGAGAAGAAUUAAAGCAAUAUUUACUUUGAAUGUAUGGACGUUUUUCUGUUCGAUGUUUUAAAGAAGCAUUUACUGCAAAUACGAGAAAUAAAAUAACUUUCUAGA